CUCUUUGGGUUGGGGUAGAUGAAUGUAGAGCAGGAGACCCUGGAAGAUGUCUAACAUGUUUCUGCAGGACCACAGGCCACUGGCUGGCGUGGAGCACAUGCUUGUGGUGGGCUGUUUGUCUGCGUGAAGCUGGCAUGGCCUCCCGUUUCCCUGCAUCUGUUCCCCAUUAGGAGAGGCCGAGAAUAUAAAGCUGAGAGCUGACGGAGGCUGGGAACAGUCUGGUUCCUGCCUGGAUCAUGGGGUUUAGCGUCUGGGUGUGUGUGCUGUGCCUGCAGGCGAGCUUGCUGUCACAAGCCUUGGACUGCUCAGGAGCAAGCCGAGGAGAGCUCUGCGUCCGCGGGCAGACCACAAACAGACAGCAAGAUGAUCCGAGUGAGCAGAGGGCAUUACCCUUCACCGAUGGGCUGGUUUCGCUCAGACGUAAGAGGCAGCUGGAGCGGCGGGGUCCCACCCACCUGAGUCACUUAAGCCUGCCUGGAGCUGUGUCUGUCAGAGGCUUCCCUAAAACUCUCAUCCAGGCUGAUAGGUCCAGGAGACAUUUGAUUCAAGCUGCGAAGAAAAAGAGCAAGCGCAAAACCCGCCCCGGCACUUUCUCCCUCCUUAGCAACGACAAGACAUCCGCCCCCCUACAGGUGGUCAGAGUGAGGAGACAGGUGAAGCUGGAUCCACUCAAGAGGGGGAAGACAGGUCGUACCGGAGCUUUCUCUGUCUUGGGAGAUCCCCAGACUGACGGACAGAGCGAAAGACCUGAAAGGAGCGUGUAAAAGAGAAAGCAAACUAAAGACUGUUCUGAAAAAUCUAAAAUUUACAAGAAAAACUGUCAGCGUAAUAGUGUGCGCAUCAUUAGAUUGCUAAACUAGCUCACAGUCUAUAAUUACAGCUCCCUUCUAGAUUAAGCAGUUCUAAUUUCUAAUAUAUCCCUGCAUGUUCUUUAUGAUAAUAUAGCUGUUAUGUGUGUUUCUAAUUAAUCACAUAUUUCUUUUAUUGAUUGAAGAUAUAUUUUUGCAGAACUUUUUCUUGUAUCUGGUUCCAAUACAUGGAAUCCAAAGCUAAUAAAGACUUUAAUAAUCAA
Molecule: messenger RNA, 1072 nt
Organism: Oryzias melastigma (Indian medaka)
Lineage: Eukaryota; Metazoa; Chordata; Actinopteri; Beloniformes; Adrianichthyidae
Exons: 6
Coding region: 237-764 (175 amino acids)
Source: RefSeq, a predicted model, not a curated record